Lotus japonicus is the source of this 2194-nucleotide messenger RNA. RefSeq names its product citrate synthase, glyoxysomal-like. Gene Ontology annotation, biological process: tricarboxylic acid cycle; carbohydrate metabolic process. The transcript has 13 exons. Lineage: Eukaryota; Viridiplantae; Streptophyta; Magnoliopsida; Fabales; Fabaceae. The record is from RefSeq and is a predicted model, not a curated record. Gene Ontology annotation, cellular component: mitochondrial matrix. The coding region runs from base 216 to 1766 and encodes 516 amino acids.
CAAGUUUACACACGACUCUGUCUGUUCUUACUUCUUACGUAGUACAAGUAACAAAACAAACGUUGAUGAUGUUUUGUUCUCUGAAAAUAAUACAAAACGUGAUUGAAUGAAUAUCCAGUGUUCUCUCUCUGACUAUCUUCAAUUUCCAAUUUGAAUCUCGUUUUCCACAUUCCAUUCAAUCUCACCUUCUUUUUAUUCAAUCAAAUCAAUCCAUAAUGUCAAAAACAACAACAACAACAACAGCUUCUGAAUCAACCAUGGACGACGCUUCACGCAACCGUUUGACCACCCUCACGGCUCACUUGCUUCCCUCCUCCUCCGCCACCGCGUUCCUCCACCCUCUCCACCUCUCCGCUGGGAUCUCGCCGCCGCCGAACCUCAAGGGUACCCUCACUGUCGUUGAUGACAGGACUGGGAAGAAGUACAUCAUCGAGGUGUCCCCUGAUGGUACCGUCAAAGCCACUGACCUCAAGAAGAUAUCCACUGGGAAGGAUGACAAGGGACUCAAACUUUAUGACCCUGGCUAUUUAAACACUGCUCCUGUCCGAUCAACAAUUUCUUAUAUAGAUGGUGAUGAGGGAAUCCUUAGAUAUAGAGGAUACCCGAUUGAGGAGUUGGCAGAUAAAAGCACCUUUCCAGAAGUUGCAUAUCUCAUAAUGUAUGGAAAUCUGCCUUCUGAAAGUCAGUUAGCAGACUGGGAGUUUGCCAUAUCUCAGCAUUCAGCUGUACCACAAGGAGUUUUGGAUAUCAUACAAGCAAUGCCCCAUGAUGCACAUCCUAUGGGCAUGCUUGUGAAUGCCAUGAGUGCUUUAUCUGUUUUUCAUCCUGAUGCAAAUCCUGCUCUGAGAGGUCUUGAUAUCUACAACUCAAAGCAAGUGAGGGACAAACAAAUAGCACGGAUUAUUGGAAAGAUUACAACAAUUGCUGCUGCGAUUAAUCUUAGAUUGGUAGGAAGGCCACCGGUGCUUCCAUCCAACAAACUUUCUUACACAGAGAACUUCUUAUACAUGCUAGAUUCUCUAGGCAAUCGGUCAUACAAACCUAAUCCUCGUCUAACUCGUGCACUGGACAUUAUCUUCAUCCUGCAUGCAGAACAUGAAAUGAAUUGCUCUACAUCCACUGUACGUCAUCUUGCGUCAAGUGGUGUUGAUGUAUAUACUGCUAUUGCUGGGGCAGUUGGAGCUCUAUAUGGACCACUUCAUGGUGGAGCUAAUGAGGCGGUCCUCAAAAUGCUGAGUGAAAUUGGAACUGUUGAUAACAUUCCGGAGUUCAUUGAGGGUGUUAAAGCCAGGAAACGAAAGCUCAGUGGUUUUGGACAUCGUGUGUACAAAAACUAUGACCCCAGAGCAAAGGUCUUAAGAAAGCUGACAGAGGAAGUGUUUUCCAUUGUUGGCCGGGAUCCUCUUAUAGAGAUUGCAGUUGCCUUGGAAAAGGUUGCAUUGUCUGAUGAGUAUUUCAUUAAGAGGAAGCUAUAUCCGAAUGUUGACUUCUACUCUGGAUUAAUAUAUAGGGCAAUGGGGUUUCCUCCUGAAUUUUUCACUGUUUUAUUUGCUAUCCCUCGAAUGGCUGGGUAUUUGGCACAUUGGCGAGAGUCCUUGGAUGACCCUGAUACAAAAAUUAUGAGACCUCAACAGGUUUAUGUUGGGGAAUGGUUGCGGCAUUAUACAGCUAUCAAACAAAGAACUGUAUCAAGCAACACUGAUAAGCUUGGUCAGUUAGCUGUAUCAAAUGCUUCAAAGAGGCGGCUUGCUGGAUCUAAGAUGUAGCCUAUAGGCGCAGCUUGAACUUUUCUAGUAAAAUUGCCUUGAGGUAACAUAUAAUUAUCAAUAAGUCGAGGAAAAAAAAAGUAAUUGUAUCUCAAAAGUUUAGUUUGGUACAUGAAAAUUGAAAAACAAAUUCAAUCUGUUAAGGCUUUUGAUUGCCUAAAAUUUACUUUAGUAUAAUCAGGAUGAUGCAAGGAGUUUACUUUAGGAGCAUAAAUAAUGCAAGCUAGUGUCUUCACCUGCUAGCUGAGUGAUGUUGGUGGGAUUUGUAGUUCCAGGGCUUCAACUAUGCAAGUAGUACAUGUGCCAUGGAACUUGACAUGUAUGAAAAUAAACAGAGUACUUUGUUUUUGUUUGUGAUUAAUUUAUUUUUAGUUAUUGAUUCCAACAUUAAAGAAUAAAAUAGUCAGAGCAUUGAAGGAGCUCUCAAA